CCUCACUCUACUGCCUCAGUCUGACAGAUCAAACAUGGCGGCCUCUACGGCUUCACGUGAACUGUUGUCGGAGGGAGUCCGAGCGGUUCUGCAUGGCUGGCCGGUUCUCCAGGUAAACAUUUACACUGACAUACACCUGCAGCACACCUGAAGACAGACGGACAGACAGACAGACGCUGAGUCGCUACCUGCCGAGCACGCGAUGCUACGGACUGAAGCUAACAUGCUAAAGCUAACAGGCUAAAGCUAACAGGCUAGUGAACCGGUCCUCUGGGUCAGGACGGUUAGGACUGUCAGACACUCAGAUAUACCGUAAUCAGUUUAACUAACCAACUGACCGGGUAAGGAUUUAGUGACUCACCUGGUUUGACUCUAGGUUUAGAGUGGUUCAGACUCAGAUGGCUCACAAACAUCUAAAAUCCUGGACCUCCAAACAUUCGAGUUAAGGUUGCACGAUAUUGGAAAAAACGAACUUUGCUUUUUUUUCAACCCUGCGAUAUCAAAAAAUUGAGGAAUUUUCACCAGAUGACCAGAAUGGCACUUUAUACAGAAAUCCUGAGGACAGUUCACCUGCACUGAUCUUACCUCUUUUAGCAACAGAUGAGAAGUAUUGCCGACACAGAACAGGUGUUUGGUGACGUCAUGCUUCUUGUAACCGAAAUAAUUAAAGAUAAGUCACGUUGCUUUUCCUUUUGUCAACAAGUCUUCAUUUUCGGCGGUUUUCUCUUCUUCAUUGCUCAUUUUGCAAUCGUUGUUGUUACCGGCGUUGUGCUGAGAAACACAUGCUCGCCGAGGAUUGCAUGCACCUCGCAAAACGUGCACCGCUUAUAGUAAAGUGGUCCACGGAAAUGUACAAUUUAAAACCCAUACGGUUCUUGUUUUGUGGGUUAAACAGUGAUGAGUACUGUUCCCAAAGUAAUUCUCAGCGGACACAAGUUUCUCGGCAAAACACCGGCAGCGCCUGCGACUCACCCUAUGUCCAGGUCAUAUGUAUGGGCGUGGUUUCCUCCGCUCUGAUUUUGAUUGACGGCUGGCAGGGUAGUCUGAUUGGCAACUGAGUAGGAGUGUGGAUUUUGUGGAUCGCUUCACGGCACAUGUCAAGUCACAUGCAGUGUAUCUCAGUCAGCUACCCUUGAAAUUAGAUGAGUUCAUUCGCCUCCGAGAUCGCAGGCUCUGCAGCGUCACUAUUGCACAUGCACAUGCUCGUGCAGCCCUAAUUCUAGUGUUCUGGAGAAGGAGACCAGGAAACAAGACGUGCAUCCCUGAUUGUCAGGGUCUCCAAAAGGUCAGAGGUCGUAUAAUGUGUCUGUAUGUGUGUGUGUGUGUGUGUGUGUGUGUUUUUUUUUUUUUUCAGAUUGCUGUGGAUAACGGGUUUGGGGGCGUGUAUGGGGAGCAGAAAGCUGAUUGGAUGGUGGAUGUGGUCCAACAGUAUUUCCAUGAUAAUGGUAAGUUACCAUGGUAACGUGAUGUAGGUUUAAAGGUUGAAUCAUAUGCUGCAUUCCAGUUGUACUCAGAACUUUCCGAGUUGGAAAUUAAUCUAGAACGCUCCCCUGAAGUCGGAUUUCCGACUCGGAAAGUCUGAUGAUCCUCGCCAACCCUGACUUGACGACAACGUUCAUAAUCCAAGAUGGCAGCGAAGUGCAUCGACAGUAAAGAGUAACAGUGAAAGCUCUCUUAAUGUUUUAUUUUUAAGUGCUUCUGUUUUGUUUUUUUGAUAUUAAAUAAGUGGUACAUGUUGUACUACCCAGCGUCCGACUGUGAACACAGUGCUAUGGUGUUUGGUCGAGUAAAAUACUGUGUUAUGUGUUGUUUACAACUGGUAUAGCUAACAACAACUAACAACAGCUGACAACGGCCAACGACAGCUGACAACUGAAAACAACAGCUAACAACAGGUAACUGCAAGGUGUCCAUCUUGGAUUUCCGACUUGUUAACUGUAACGCUGUCAACUCGGGUGUAAAGUCAGCUCCAAAAUCUGGGAAACUGGAACGCAGCAAUUGACUGUUUAUAGAAUAGAUAACGUCUGCCUCCUCACUGGGUGAAGCCACUCUGAGAACUGGACAAACUUUAUUACACAGAACAUAAAUGUUUCUUGAUGCAGCCUAUGGGUAAACGAAGAUUGCGUAGCUCUACCAGGGGCAAUACUUUUUUCGUAGGAUGGUAGGGUAAGGUCCCGCCUUCUUCACCUCUGAUUGGCUGUGAAACGUCAUCUUGUCUCAGGCCAAAUGCGGGCUGUCGGCUCUGUACAUCAAACAGAACAUUACAGAACAUCAUCGCAAUUCUGAAUCUCCUAACCCUAACCAGACAGACGAUGACGUUUCACAGCCAUAAGGAAUAACCAAUCGGAGACCAGCACUUCUAGCCAAUCAGAGGUGAAGGAGGGCGGGACCUUUCCCUACCAUCCUACCAAAAAAAAAAUCCCACCACUCAGGAGAUAUGCUGUUUGAGCCGAGCGUCAUCGCAGUGACUUGGCGACUCUCCCACCAAAUGCGUACAAAGCUACUGCGCAAUGUUGGUUUCAGGAAGUGGACAAAAAAACGCAGAAUUACCGAGAGCUUUUCAGCCUCAAAUCCGUAUACUGGCGGAAGGCGGAACCAAGUUGUCCAUAAUAUAUACAGUCUAUGGGUGAAGUAUAUUACAGGUUAAUAAUCAUUAAUGUGCUCAUAAUCUUAAUUCAUUAUUUGUGUGUGUGUGUGGUCAGCUGACCUGCAGCAGUAUGAGGUGGAGGACUUCAUCGCUCAGCUGAUGGAUCAGGAGUUUGACACAGUGGUGGAUGAUGGGAGUUUACCUGAGGUACACACACUCACUGUUGUGGUUUGUUGCAUGUUGUGAUUUAUGUUCAUUAAAAGGAAGUACUUUACGUAAGUAUUAAAUAGUUAAAAGAUUGCACUGUUUAGAGUUAAAAACAUAUUGAGAAACAUAAUUGUUUACUGCAUGUUUCAGUAUUGAUAUGCACUAUUUGAGUUUAUUUUGGAAAGACUAUGCGCUGCUUUUAUUUUGAAGGAGUUACUAGGAAGUACUAGUCAGUCUGUGUGCGAGACAGAGAAAAAAAAAUACUGAGAUGCUGCCAGCAACAUGCUAUUGAGCUGACGCGCUGUGAAACCAAGCCACCCUUUUUGUAUUGCUAUUUUUCCACCAUGUUUGUAUCUUUUAAAAACUGAAAAGGUCAGUAAACUUUGGUCAACGUUAUUUGGAGUCUCAUUUCACCAUUUUUUAGAACUUUCCAAUACACUCACUCACACACACACUCACUCACUCAUAAAGAUGUCACAUGUAAUCUCUUUGUGUACCUGUGCAGGUCUCGCUCAGUCUGCAGCAGGUGUUCAGUCAAUGGCAGCAGGGGGCGCUGCAGCAGCUCCAACACACCAUCGACACACUGAACCAGAAGAAGGGUCAAAGGGCAAAGGUCAAAGCUCCGCCCACUCAGUCAGAAGAGGACAGUGAUGAAGACACACAGGUGAUGUAAUGACAACAGGUGAUAACAGGAGAGACUCUUGAGGCUCUUACCUCUCUGUAAUGUGGCCACGCCUAUCACUAAACUCUGGCAAUCGACAGGAACUACACACUGCAAUAAUAUUGACCAUAAUGGUAUGAGGUGGUGAUGAUUGUUCGUUAAUGAUCACAGGUAAUGGAGUGCGAGUCAUCCGGUCCGUCAGUCAGCAGGACAGAAGCUCCACCUCCUCAGGAGGAAGAGGACGGCUGGACGCUAGUACGAAAAAGGAAGUAAAGAUGAGCCAGCAAGAGCUGACCUUUGACCCUCAGGAUGGGACUGUAUGACUUCAACUCAGAACUGUGUGUGUGUGUGUGUAGACUUUGUUUUUGAAGUGUUUUCAUAAUAAACCUAAAAAACCUGCUGA
Xyrichtys novacula (pearly razorfish) is the source of this 3858-nucleotide messenger RNA. Lineage: Eukaryota; Metazoa; Chordata; Actinopteri; Labriformes; Labridae. The record is from the annotation of a GenBank genome assembly.